AUGGGUCAAGUUUUAUCCACAAUUGACUCACACUGUAUUAAUUUACUGGCAUCAACACAAUCCAAUUACGCCUAUUCAGAGCUAUUAGUUACACCAGAGUCAGAUAUUGAUUUAUUUCUACCAUUGAAAACAACUGGAAAUAAAGAUAAAAAUACGGAUGGAAAAGAGUCUAAUGAAGCAAUAAUCACUAAACAGACAUUAAUUAGACGAGUACGACAAAAUUUAUUUACAUUAACUAAUCUACAUGAAUUCAAUACAUUAAAUGAUCAAAUCACAACUGGUAUUCAAAAAAUUAUUGAUAGAAUUAAUAAUACGAAUAAAAUUACCAAUAUAACUAUUGCAAACAUUCUAGAAAAACAGGAACAAUGUCAAUUGGCAUAUGUUCUAAAACAAACAAAUGAUAAAUCUGAAAAAGAUCUUGAAAAUAGUUCAAUAUUUACACAUCCAUUUGUAGAUAAUACAAUAUAUAAAGGUACAGAAACAGAAAUUGAAUUAGCUAAAGAAGAUACAUUUCAACGUUUUCAAAGUCAACAAUUAUCGUUUUUUGCUCUACAAUCAUUGUUAUCCAUACUACUUGUAUUAAUUAAAACUGUACAAAUAACAGAUUCUACUAUUAUUUAUCAAAUAUUAACAAUGGCAAAACAAUUUAUAGUACAAAUACCUGUUAAAUAUUUAUCAUCAAAUGCUUUUAAACAAUCCAGUCUAUUUACAUCAUUAAAACCACUCUCUAAUUAUAUACAAGAAUUGUCUAUACAAACAAUAGAUUUAAUUGCAAAAAAACAAGCUAUUGAAAUAUUAUUAAGUUUUGCUGUAGCCAAAGCAUCAUUUACCGAUUUAUUAUAUUUAAUUGUAAGAUUAAUAUUUAAUACAGAUAAUAUAAAUAUUUAUGAUGUUCGUGGUUUAAUUUUACAAUUAAAUAAUGGUUUAGUAUCUAUUAUAGAUGAAGUUAAUUUAAAAAAACAAUUAGCAACAAAAAUUGACAUAGAAAAAAGAUUAGCAGUAGAAGAACGAACAAUAGAUACAAAAAUAGAAACUACUAAUGAAAAUCAUGAUGAAGAAUUGGGUAUAUGUGAUAUGUUUGAACAAGCAGAAGAUGAUUUUAAAUGGAAAACAAAAUCUCGAAAUAUUUCAAGUGAAAUACAAAAAUAUAAAGAAGCACAAAUAAAACUAUUACAAACAAAUAAAACAUUAUCAGAUAUGACUAAUUUUUUAGAUAAUCCAUUAGAUUAUUUACAACUAAUAAAUGUAUUACCAAAUUCAAAUUUAAUGACAUUAGAUGAGAGUAAAUUCACUCCCACAUUUUUAGCAUCCAUAUUGUUAGCACAUAUCGAUUUACAUAAUCAAAUUAAUUCAAAAUGUGCAUUUGACAUAAAUUCUUUAAAUACUUCAUUUUCUUUUUCAUUACAUUCAGAUACAUUUAAACAAUUAUUUGAUGUUAUACAAAAACUAAGUAUUACACAACUAUCCGAUCAUACAGCGUACAUAUUAGUUGCUUGUUUACGAUUAUUUACCACACAUUUAAAAUUUUUAAUUAAAUCAGGUUUGAAUACAACGGAAUUGGUUUCCAAUACAGAAUUUGUUCAAUGGAAAGAACUUAUGUUUCAAUUGGCUACAGACAUUGAAAUUAAAACAAUUGAUAAUAAUCAAUCAUUACAUGAAAACAUUCGCAUAACUCUAUGUACAGAAGCUUCUAAAGCAUUUAUUUAUUUAUUAGAAAAAGUACCAUCAUUGAUUGAUAAACUUCAAUUUAUUCACAAAUGUAUUCUUGAUAAUAAAUAUCCCGUUUUAAUUCAACAAUUAUUAAUUGAUCUACAUGAUAGUAUAACGUUAAAAAAGUGGAUCGAAUUAUUAACGGAUGGUAAACUAAAACAAGAUAUGAAUCAUGAUGAAAAUAAUGAUAAAUCAACGUUUAUACAAAUUCAAGAAACAACAUUAACAUUAUUAUAUUCAUAUAUGGAUAUUUGUUUAGAGUCAAACUAUAUUCAACAACAAAAACAGAUUAAAGAUGAUAAAAUAGUAACAUUGGACCAUGUGUUUCUAUUAUUUCAAGAAUUAUUAUUAAUUACAUUAGAUAAUGAACUAUCUACUGUAUCGAAUGAUAUUGAUGAUUUAUGUGAUAGUUAUACACUUCCUGUUACCUCACUAGCUAUAGUUUACAUUAAACGAGUAUUAACUGCUAGUACAAACACAUCAAUUGUUAGUAAUUUAUUACAACCUAUGUUAUCUGGCUUAUGUAUCCUAACACAGCCAAAAUUCAAUUUUAAAUCGACUCAAGUCAUAUUUACAGCAAUUUCACCAUUACUUGCAGAAUAUUUAAUACAUAGUACGACUACCGAUACGAAUACAUAUCUAACCGCUUGGUUACUAGGUAAAAUAAGCAAUAUUAUGUUAAAUAGUAUAAAACUUCAUUCGUUAGAAAAAAAACAUGUCAAUACAUUAAAUAUGCCUUUAUUUGGUGGUGGAUAUGAGAUGACAUCAGAAGAUAAUCAAUAUAUAAUUCAAUUAUUACAAUCAAAUUUAGCUCAAUAUUUACAAUUUGAAUUGCCUAGAAUAAAAGCUAUAAAUAAAAUUGAUCAUGAAUUUUUAAUGUCAAUUUAUAAUAAUGUUAAUGAUGGUGCACAAUUAUUAUUAAAAUUAAAAAUGUUUGCUAAAGAUAAACAACGAUUACAAAAAUCAAUUGAAAUACAAGCAAAUGAAGCAACUGCCGCAUUAUUUGCUGUUUAUGUUAAACAUUAUCGACGUAUAAAACUUGCAAAAAUCGAAUGUCAAACAGAUAAAAAUAUUAAACCAAAUAGUAAACUUAUUUCACUUUAUCACUAUGCAGCAUAUAUUCAAACAUUAUUUGCUACAACAAAAGCUCAAGGUGGUGAUUGUAAUGAAUUAUAUACACAAAUUAAAAAUAAUACAUUAUUUUUAUUAUCAUCAAUUAAGGAAAAUAAUUUUAUAGCAUUUGUAAAUGAUACUAGUUCAAUAACAAAUAUAACAAAUAAAAGAAAAUCAUCUGUAGAAACUCCUUUUUUAGAAGUAUCUCCAAAAAAUAUGUUUCAAAGACAAAUUUCUAGAUGGACAAAAGCUAAAUAUAUACUUCGACUACUUCGUAAUACAAUGACAGCUAUUAUACGAUUAAAAAAAAUGAUGUUAUUACGUAAACAAGAAGCAGAACAAAAACAAGAUAAUGAAAGUAUAUUACAUAGAAAUAUAAAAACAUUUGUAAUUGAACAUAAAAAUACAGUUCAAACAGAAGAAAUAAUAAUAUGUAUGAAAAAACAACAUGAACGUAUAAUUACAAGAUUAUUAACAUAUAAAUUUAUUCAAAUAUUUAUUAAAAAAUUAUUUAAUAUUGAAAAUAAUCGAAUUUAUAUGAUUUUAUCAAUUUAUUUACCACAUUUAAAUAAUAUACAUACUGAUUGGCAUUAUCUACAAAAUAUUGAAAAUUCAAAUGUAUUAUUAAAAGAACAAAUUGAAUUUAUAUAUUAUUCAAUUAUUCAAAAUAUAAUAAAAUUUAUAUUAUCAUUAUCAUCAGAAUCAACAAUUUCUAGUACAUUAAUAUUACAUUCAUUUAGUUUACUUAAUUUAUCUUAUAAAUCUACGGAUUUAAUACAAAUUUAUAAUUCUCGAUUAAUUAAAGAUUUAUUUAUGCAUGUUAGUACCAUUAAAACAAAUGAUGCUCCAUGGAAUAUUAGAUUUACUGCAUUCAAUUGGUUUAGAAUGGUCAUCUUACAACUAUCUGAUAUUAUGGAAAUUGAAGAAAAAAAUAAUGGUAAAGUUAAUCCUGUUUUACAACAAUUACAUGAAAAUAUUUUUCAUAAAUUAAUAUUAUCAGAAUUACAAGGAUUAAGACAGUUAAAAAAAACGGCAUCAAAUACAAAUUUAAAUAAUAUUGAAAAUGAAAAUAUUCAUUUAAAUGAUGCUGAGAUAGGUUGGUUUAUUGCUAAAAAAUCGACUACUACUCAAGAUAUAGUAAUGACAAAUCAAACACAGGUUGAAAUUGAAAUUUAUACAAAUCAAUUAUUAGUACUAUUACUUAGAUGUGUACAUUUAUAUACACAUGUACGUUAUAGUUGUUCAACAUCAAUUUAUAUUCAAGAAUUACUUUAUAUUUAUAGUACAAGUAUGAAUAGUAUUAGUACGACUCUGGCAUUGAAACUAUUGCGUGAUUUAUUAAAUUUAUUACUACAAAAUAAUCACAUAAUGUUUACAUUAAAAUCACAUGAAACAGUAAACCGAAAACAAUUAUUAGAAACAUUUUUAUUUACUAUUGGUAAUAGUUGUUUACAAAUAUCUGAUAGUACUAUUAGAAGUAAUUCGGCUACAGUUACUGAAUUAAUAUAUAUUUAUAGAACAUUAAUAUCUGUACGUUCAUCUUGGCAAACACUAGCAAUACAAAUAAUUGUGGAUGCCAUUAAAUUAAGUUCAUCAUUAAUUAAAUCCAUCGAAACAAUAGAAUCUAGUACAUUAAAUCAUUUUUUAGCAUCAUUAUGUGUACUAGGUGGAUAUAUUCAACCUUAUUAUGAAGGUUGUAUAGUAUACGUAUAUGAAGAUUUGAAUAUAGAUGAAUAUGAUUCUGCAGUUAUUGUCAAUAUUGAUAAUAAUAUUCGAGACUCCGAUUUAGCUGAUGGAUUGCCAUACUGUAUACAAUAUGCAACAUCAAACGAAAUUAAAUGGAUUUCUGCCGAUAAAUUACGUAUAGAAACAUGUAUUCCGGUGCCGAAUUUAUUACCUGUAUCAGCAAUUUUAAUAUCGAAUGAUACUAUUCCAUCUGAAGUAGAUACAUUUAAAACAACAGAAACAAAUGCUUAUGUAUUAAUAGAUACAUUAGGAUUACUCAUACAAAAUGAUAUAAUUACAACUGAUAAUUUAACAUUAUUACAAAUUAGACGUCGUUGUAUUGCAGCUUUAUCACAUAUAUUAAAUGACAAAAAACUCAUAGAAGUAUUUAUGACUAAACCAUAUGCAUCUGUCAUCGCACAAUUAGCAUUAUCAGGUAGUAUCAAUAGCGGUACUUACAAUACUAUGCCUGUAGAUUUACGUUUGAUGAACAAAACACAUUUGGAACAGUAUAGUUUGAGUCUGGAUACGUGUGUAAGAAUGAAACAAAUACUAGACGAUGAUGAGAAAUCAGUCGAAACAGAUACUGAUAAAAACAUUAAUGCUCCUACUACAGUAUCUUUGGAUAAUUUAUCGAAUACAUUAGAACACCCCAAUACUAAUUUUCGAAUUUGGAAUCAAAAGUUAGAUGGUGUUAUUUACGACCCACUGAUAUAUAAAGCUGUAUCGACAAUUUUAGAUGAAAACCCAGAUUGGAAUGCAUAUGCAACAGAAAUACAAGUGCAAAGAUUCAAACAUGGUCGAAGUGGAAAUGAUGAAGUCAGAAUUAUACAAUUUUCGCCCGAUCAACAUGGAAAAAUAGAAGAAUGCGGUGAUAAACAUAAAUUUAAUGGUAAAGUUACUUGUGUAAAUAACAUGUCUUGUUUUCCUACGUUUCGUACUGAUAAUAUCCGACUAACUAAAGGUAAAUGGUAUUAUUGUAUUAAAUUGGCCUGUGAUAGUAUUAUUCAAGUAGGAUGGGGAACCGAAAAGUUUGUUCCAAAUAUAGAGCAAAACUUAGGCGUUGGUGAUAAUGAUUAUUCAUGGUCUUAUGAUGGUUCACGUGGAACUCUAUAUCAUAAUGCUACAGAUUAUUUUGCCAGUUCGGUUAGAUGGACAUAUGAUGAUGUUUGCGGCUGUGGAAUUGAGAUUGAUGGAGAAAAUACAGUAAUUAAAUAUUGGUUAAAUGGUGAAUUAUUAGGCACUGCGUUUACUCAUAAAACAAAUCCCGAUUGUGAAUGUCAAUGUAAUCUUUUACCCGAUGGAGAACAUACAAUAUAUUAUCCUGCAGCAAGUCUUUCUCAAGGAAGUUGCUGUGAAUUUAUAUUUAGUCCUGAAGAUAUGGAGAAAUGUCCGUUACCAAAGGGCUACAAGCCAUUAUUACUACCAAAGAUAAUUCAUACAGAAAAUACAUUAGUUGCCUACCCAUAUAGUGCAUAUCUAGUUGGUGAUAAACCUAAAGAUUAUUUUCAUAUCAAUCGUGAACAAUCUGAAGUAACACAUCAAUUUCUACGUGAUUUUGUGAAUAAAGAACAUAUUCAAACCACAUCAAAAUUAGAAGAUGUUAAUAAAGAAAACUAUCAACAGUUAAAAGUACCGAACAUGGGUAUUCCUUUUUCCAUCGACACCUAUGUUAAUAACGAAACACUAACUGCACUUACAAUUAGUUUUGAUUUUGAAUAUACAGUUAUACCUGAAGUAAAUGUUGAUGAAUUUAUUGUUAAACUGUUAACAUUAGAUACAGAAUUAUUUACAAUACCCAUACAAUUAAAUAAAUCGACAGAAGCAAAUGAAUUAAAAUUUCAAAAUAAAAAUAUUUAUCAUAUUGCUAUAAUAUUUCAGUUACAAAAGCCAGUAAUAAUCUAUAUAAAUAAUAAAUGUAGUACAUUUGAUUGUAAUACAUUCAAUAUGAACAAAAAGAAUUUAAACUUCUGUAUAUUACCUGAAUUUUCAGGUGAAAUUAAAAAUAUUGGUAUCUGGAGAUAUCCAUUAUCUGAGCAACAUAUUCAACGAUUAUUUACUUACAGUUUAUCAUAUAUUGCUGUUGAUUAUCGAAAAUUACAGCAACAUCGAAAACAAAAUAAUACAUUAACGUUUAAUCAACCACAAUUUCCACGUGAAUUACUAUUGUGUACGGAACCAUUUGAUUCUAAAUUGUGGGAUAAAAAAAAGAAAACUAUUGACCCAGAUGAAUUUAAAUAUUUUCGAAUGUUAUCUACAGAUACUGUUAUAAAUACAGAAUAUGCUAUACAGUUAUUUGGAAAUAACAGUUAUUUAGUAUUAGAUAAAUCAUCGAUUAAUGACCCAUUGGAUGUAAAUGAAAAAAGUGAAACAAAAUCUGAAGACAAAUCAUUAAAUGUAUGGACAGAAUAUAAAAUUAUUUUAGAUAUUAAAAUACCAUGUUUAGCUGUAGAAACAAAAACUACACUAGAUGCUGCUGAUGAAAAGGCCGGAGCUGUAAACGAAACAACGGGAAUAAGAAAAGAGUCGAUUAUUACAACUGAUUUAAACGAAAGUUUCCAUACGGCUUACUCGGGUGAAUUUGAGACAAUUUUAAAUACGUUAACAUUACUACGAAUAUCAGAAUCACGGGAACUCUGUAUUACAAAUGAAGGUCGACUCUGUGUAUCUGAUGCCAAGAGUGUAACAACAUUAAAAUCACAUGAAUAUUCACGUCUAGUUAUUUGUAAAAAACAUGAUAACAUGAAAGUUUAUGUAAAUGGAAAAUUAGAAUUAAAUGUGUCUGUUGAUGAACAAGCAUACGCAUUAAAUGAAGAUUAUAUUUAUUUAUUCAAAGAGCUUGAUAAUUCAAAUGUUCUUAGUUCAGAUAUAGUUCGAAUUGAAUGUAAAUCAAUAACAUUCAAGAAUAAAUGUAUUGAUCAGUUAUCAUCUGUUUUAGAAUCACCCACACACUCAUUAGAAAAAUUUGUUGCCUUACCAUUCGCAACAUUAUCAAACAGUCUAAUGUCAAUUGGUUAUAAAAAACAAUGGAUAAAAACAAUCAUAAAACAAUACAAUGUAUAUAAUAUUCAAACAAUUGAUACAUUGAUACGUCAAAAUAUGCAACACCUAUUGGAUGUAGAUCUAGUAAAAGAACGUGAAUCGAAAGUGGAUUUAUUAUGUAGAUUAAAUUCACAUAUUGAUAGAGAAAAAUUAAAGAAAUUUACAAAACCAUUGAAACUUGAUACAGAUGCUGAUGUGGUUACAGCAUGUGAACAAAUUUUAGAACAUUGGAAUGAAUUACAAACUGAGAAUACAUCGAUAAUAAAUGAUGUUAAUAAUUCUAUGAAUAAAUCAGAUGUAGAUUCAAAUGUGUUGAUCAAUAAUGACGAUGAUAAUGAUGAUAUAGAUCAAUCAGAUACAGUCGAAGUACUUCGACCUAAAUGGUAUUCAAAAUGUGUUGAUAAACUAAAUAUACAAGAUAGUAUAUUUAGAUGGAUGCAAGAUAAAACGACGCAAACCACAGAUUCAAAGAAUACAACAGAUAAAAAUUCACAACUACUAGAUUUAACUAAACCGGAAGAAAAUGAACUUACAAAUGAGAUUGAUGUACAUAUUCAACGUAAAAAUGUAUACAAAUCAAUUCAAUAUUCACAUAGACAAAUAACAUAUAAACAAUAUGUUGAAUCACGUAUAGCAUGUGAAAUAGGAUUAACAUCAGUCUAUGCACGAUAUACAAUAUUAAAUAUGUUAAAAAUUUGGACUAAUAGUAAUGAUAAAAAAAAUAAUUUAUUUCCAUUACAAGGAUUUGGUGAUUGGCAUUUUAUUACAAAAUUAUUAAGAUUUAUGGAUUAUCAUUAUGUUCAUACAAGUAUUAGUUCUGAUGAAACAAUAGAUAGAAUGAAAAUUUUAGCUAAUUCAAUUGUUCAAGUUGAAACAAAUGAAUUAUUAAAACAAACAAAAAAAAUUACACGUGAAUUAUUUUAUACAACAGCACCAUUAUUAUAUCAUUUACAAAUAGAUAUUAUUACACAAUGUAUUCGAUUUAUAUCACAGCCAUCAUUUUUACAAACUAAUGAUGAAACUUUAAAUGAACAAACUAUAAUUACACAACCUAAUUUAAAUUUUGUUUUAAGAAUAUUAAAAUUAUUUCUUGAAUUAAUUAGUAAUUCAGAAAGACAAUAUAUACAAAUUUUAGUUGAAAUUCUCUUUCCUAACUCAUUAAUUGAUAUAUUAUUUGAUUUAUUCUUAUUAGUACCUAAAGCACAAUCAAAAGUAUUUAUUCUACAUAUAUUUGUUAAGUUAAUGCAAAUUUCAGAUAAUUUUAAUUUAAAUGCAGAUGCUCAACAGUUUUUACUCCAAUUUCUUGGAUUUAUAACAACAAAGGGUUUAGAUUAUGGUUUAUCUAGUAAUUUACGAUUUGCUGUAAUGGAUUUAUGUUUUGUAAUACGAGAAAGAGAAAAACAAAAACAAAAAUCUAAAAUAGAACAACAAGAUGAAUCAAAUAAAAUAACAACUGAACAAUUAGAAAUUGAAAAAUAUUCAAACUAUGGUGAAUCUUUACGUAAUCUAUUUACGGUAAUGGAUGUAAUAAAAGCAUUAACAGAUCAAACAAAACAAAUAAUAUUUCCUCAAGAAUUUAUUACACAAUCAAUUUCUUGUGGUUUAGAAUUGACAAAAAAAGAAAUUGAAAAUUCAAAUAUAUUUUUUAAUAAAGAAGUUGAUAUACAAUUGAUUGAUUUUAUGAAUAAAAAUAUAGGUGAUAAUUCUGAAUCAUUAUCCGAUUCAUUGAUUGUUAAUUUUAUUACCGGAUUAUCGAAUGAUUUUAUAACUGAUACAAAAUAUAGUACAUACACAUUAUUACACAAUAUACCUGUAGUUCAUUUAAAAAUGCGUAUUAAACUAUUAUAUCUAUCGAAUAUAUUUAUCAAAAAUGUUUUAAAUGAUGUAGAUUUUAGUUUAUCAACUGGUAUGAGUAUGCUUGUUGAUGCUAUUCGUUCAACAAAAGCAUACAUAUUAUACAGUAUAAAAAUUAAAUUAAUUAAUAUGAUAUUAGAUAGAACAGGCAAUGCAGAGACUGUGGGAGAUAUUGAACUUGAUACAGUAAAAGCAAGUAACAUUUCUACAUAUAAAGAUACAAUAUUUUAUCAAGCUUAUAAACAAUUGCAUAAAAAUGCCUAUCGUACAUUUCGAAAAGCAGAAUAUUAUCAAACAUGGAGAGUAUUAUAUGUUGGAAUGCAUAGUACUGAUUCUGGUGGUCCAUACAGAGAUUCUAUUACUUCAAUGUGUGGAGAUAUAUGUAGUACUAGAUUACCAUUAUUUAUUCUAUGUCCAAAUGGACGAACAAAUAGUGGAUUAAAUCGAGAUCGAUGGAUUCCAAGUGUAUUUUCACCACAAACAAGAAUUCCAAAUAAUAUAAAAAAUUUCUAUAUAUUUAUUGGUCAACUUAUGGGUAUGGCUAUGAGAACAAAAAAUUUAUUAAAUUUACAAUUUCCAUCAUUAUUAUGGAAACCAUUAGUACAUGAAUCAGUUACUAUUGAAGAUAUUGAAGCUAUUGAUAUGCAAAGUUUUACAUUUAUAAAUGAAAUGGAAAAAGAUGUGAAACAAACUAAAACUAUGAAUACUGAUGUUGAUAUGAAUAACGAAGAAAAAUGUAAAGAUAAUAUUGAUUUUUUAUUUGAUAGUAUUAUGAGUGAAUUAAACUUUGAUAUUGUUGGUUCAGAUAUGCAAACAUACGAAUUAGUAUCCGAUGGCUCAAACAUUCCAAUAACUACAGCUAAUUAUAAAGAAUAUUGUUUGAAAUAUCGUGAAUAUCGUUUACAAGAGUUUAGUAGACAAGUGAAUUAUAUUCGACAAGGUUUAUAUAGCGUUGUCCCUUGGCCAAUGCUAACAUUAUUAACUGCAUCUGAAUUAGAAGAGCUUAUUUGCGGUAAACCAGUAAUUGAUGUUGAAUUAUUAAAGCAACAAACAGAAUACAAACAUCCAGCUGAUCGUCAUACUACACCGUAUAUAAAACGAUUUUGGACUGUAUUAGCAGAUAAAUUUAAUGAAGAGCAAAAGAAAUUAUUUUUAAUUUUUGUUUGGGGCAGAAGUACAUUACCUACUCGACCAGAAGAUUUCCAAUGUAAAUUUUCUAUUCAGAAGUUAGAAUCAUCUGGUGAUGUGGAUAAAACAUUACCAAAAGAAAAUCCUACAGUUAGUCGUUAG
Molecule: messenger RNA, 10734 nt
Organism: Didymodactylos carnosus
Lineage: Eukaryota; Metazoa; Rotifera; Eurotatoria; Philodinida; Philodinidae
Source: the annotation of a GenBank genome assembly